AUGCAGUACAACCCUGGCUGGAACAACUCCUCCGUCAACCUGCUUCACGUGCGGGCGGUGGGGCCCAGCGACACCCUGCACUACGUCUGGAGCAGUAUCGGGGCCCCCGCCGCGCUGCUGGUGGCUACGGAGAGCAGGAGCAGCGCCCUGCGCGUCAACUGGACCCAGCUGCUCUCGCCCGCUCCUGCGGGUGCCAUCUGGAUCGACCCUCCCGGCAGCGUCAUCUACUCCGCCGCCGUCAUCUUCACCAAGGUGUUUGAGUACAACGAGGCCCAAACGCCGGAAGAGCUCUUCUACCCCACGUACGACCUGUCUGACUUCUCCUGGGACAACAUCAAUCGCACCCUGAACCACACGGCCCUGACGGCUGAGUUCACGGGCAUCCCGGCCACUGAUCCCGGUGGCAGCUUCUCCAACGGCAGCCUGGCAUUUCGGGUGACAGCCUACGAGGCUGGUGGCCGGCCCAGCCUCCUGCACACGGCAAACAGCUCUAAAGUGGAGUUCGUCCUGGCUGGGGUGGCUCCGCGGGGCAACGGCUCCCGAUUUGCGCUGGAGGUGGCCACGGUGGAGGAGACAGGGGUGGCACAGAAGCUGCGCUCAGCACGCUCCAUUGACGACGAGUACACUCCCACCAUCUUCGAGACGCUCUCCCUGGUAGCCGAGUCCCAAAACGACAGCUCUGCGCUCAGCUUCCUGCAGUGGAAGGCGACAGCCUAUGGUUCCCAGACCCCCAGGCGUGAGGACGGCAUCCAGUGCCGGUCUCAUGGCCUGCAAGCGGCCAACUGGACCCUGCCCAUGUCCAGCAUUGUCCACGCCUACUUUGGGGAGGGUGUAGGCAGCGCCUACACCGUCAGUGCCAUCAAUAUCUCUUUUGGAGGAGAGGAUGGGAAGGUUUACCAGGAGAAACGCUACCUUAGCUGGUCGGCGCUGCUGGGCUUUGGGCAGCCCCCCAAGGACACCUUCUCGCCCCUCGUCAUCUCCAUCAUGGCCGUGGCGCUGGGCACCCCCAUGGUGAUGCUCUUGGUGGGCAGCUGCGUGGUCCUCUUUGCCCAGAGGAAACGCUACUCGGAGUACGAGCCCAUCAACUGA
Messenger RNA from Pelecanus crispus (Dalmatian pelican), 1089 nucleotides. The record is from RefSeq and is a predicted model, not a curated record. NCBI's taxonomy places the organism in Eukaryota, Metazoa, Chordata, Aves, Pelecaniformes, Pelecanidae.